AAACUGAGAAAAAAAACAUUUUUUUUUGCCGUCUCAUCAUCUUCUUCUCCCUCUCGCCGCCUCGUCGUACUUGCUGCGCGCAUUCAAUCCCCCUCCCACAAGUUCUGCGGCCCUGCUGCAGCCGCUGCUGCUCUCUGCCUCUCUCGGUCGCGGCUCGCCGUCGCUGGUUCGGCUUCAAAGCCGCCUCCUUCCUUCUCUCGUCGCGUCGAUUCAUGCGGCCGGGCUGCGUCGAUUCAUCAUCCGCCGCCGCUGCCAACGGUGUGCCGUCGCUGCUCUGCGUUGUCGUCGUCCACCAACGCCGCUGCUCCUCCGCCGUGACAAGCCGGCGGCAUCGCCGGCGCCGGGCGAGGCGGUGAGCUUCCCCGCUGCGUGGUCUCGUGCGGCCGCAGUGGAUCUGCCGCGGCGACGUUUUCCGCUCCGUUUUCGUCAGCCUUCGAUCCCCAUCUCCUACCGGUGCGCUUUCGGCGGUGAUUGGGAGUGAUCAGGAUCGUAUUCAGCGCCGUUGUCGGGGAAUCGCAAGGUUCGCUGUCUCUGCCGAGCCGAGAAGAUCCAAUUUCUGAGUGCAGAAUCCCCUCCCGAGCGCGAGGAAUUCGUCGUCGGAGAGGAACAGGUGGAGCACGCGGGCAGUGUUUUGACAGAGAACUUGAUUUUCAACGGAUGAACAUGUGUGAGAAAGAUCAAAAUUUCCACUGGGGUUAUGACCUUUUCCGUGACCCUUUUGCUCCUCUCGGGUACUAUGGACCUCCUAACGGUUACGGCGAUGGCAACUAUUGUGACCUCCAUUAUGCUAGAGAUGCAUCACAUCCAGAUGAGACACAUUUACAUUCUUCUGCACUCACAUAUGAUUUGUACAACCCAUCAGUAGGCAUCUACCAUCCUGGAAAUGCUGGUCAACAUGACCAUGAUGUCUAUAUAGAGCCAACUAAUUCCAAUUCAUGCCCAGAGAGUGACGACUGUUUCCCGAUGGAUGAAGAAGUUGGGAAGAGGUUUUACCCUAUGGUCCCAGUUCCGCAUGUUCCUAAAAUUAAUGGAGAGAUCCCUUCAGUCGAUGAAGCUACCAUGGACCAUGAAAGGCUGACAGAAAGGUUGAAGUUGUACGAACUAGUUGAGCACAAGGUGAAAGGAGAUGGCAACUGUCAGUUCCGUGCGCUAUCAGAUCAACUGUACCAAAGUCCAGAUCACCAUGAGUUUGUGAGGCAGCAGAUUAUUAGCCAGCUUAAAGGUAACCGUGAUGCGUACGAUGGAUACGUGCCCAUGGCAUACGAUGAUUACUUGGAGAAAGUAUCACGAAAUGGUGAAUGGGGUGACCAUGUGACUCUACAGGCUGCUGCUGACAAGUAUGGAGUGAAGAUUUUCGUGAUGACAUCGUUCAAGGAUACGUGCUACAUUGAGAUCCAACCUAAGGUUCAGAAGUCCAACAAAGUGGUGCUGUUGAGCUUCUGGGCGGAGGUUCACUACAACUCCAUAUAUCCGCAGAACGAUGCGCCGAGGUCACAGACAACGAGGAAGAGGAGAUGGUGGCCGUUCUCGCACAACCAUCACCACCACCACCACCAUUGAUGGGUAGGCUGCAGAGCUUUUCUUCCUUGAUCAGGAUGACCCGGAGGGAGAAGCGCUCUUCUGGGGAGGGUUCAUCGUCUUCUUGGUCUGAUGAUGGUAAUCAUCCUCAUCAUCUGAUAGUAGGAGGAGGACAUUGUGAUGAUUAUGGAGAUGAUAUAGAUUCAUGGAAUCCAUGGAAGGAAUAAUAUUGUCCGGUCCGGUCCCAGUAUAUAGCUGCUGAUGAGCUGCAUCAAUUAUCGCCUGUAUUAUUUCCUCAAAUUUUGCCGGAAUGAGCUACAAAAAAUUAUUCAUUCGGAACGAAUGCCACCGUAUAAUCCAAUAAUGAUAAUGAUAAAUCGAUAUACGUACUACAGUUUGUGCUUGGAGCAUCAUCAUCAAGUGACAUGAGAUGACACUGUAUAUAUAUCAAAAGGAAAGGCAUUGUCAGGCAGGCAGAUGCGAAGUGGAGGCCCACUUGUUUUCUGUUGGGCCCAAAGUCCAUUUGGCAUCCCUGUGUUUCUGAACAUGUGUUGCUCUCUGUAUGUAGCAGCAGAGUAGAGCAAAGUCUUGGAUAAUGAAAACUUUAGGAGGCAUAGUUUAGUUUC
Molecule: messenger RNA, 2144 nt
Organism: Oryza brachyantha (malo sina)
Lineage: Eukaryota; Viridiplantae; Streptophyta; Magnoliopsida; Poales; Poaceae
Product: OVARIAN TUMOR DOMAIN-containing deubiquitinating enzyme 9-like
Exons: 12
Coding region: 658-1560 (300 amino acids)
Biological process (GO): protein deubiquitination
Molecular function (GO): cysteine-type deubiquitinase activity
Source: RefSeq, a predicted model, not a curated record